GUCGCACGCGGCUGUCAAAUUGAAAGUUGCCCACUUCAGUUCAAGCUUCAAGGGCAGUCAUUGGAAACCCUCAGACAGAACCAUUCGCGGUCUUGCUAACGCUGUCACGAACAUGCUCUGCAGGGUUGAGCAGAUACGCAGGUGUGCUGCUAGUUUGAGUCAAGCCGUCCAUCAGGUAGCCGCAUGCAGGCAGAAGCACACGCUUCCCGACCUGACCUACGACUAUGGUGCCCUUGAGCCUCACAUCAAUGCCGAGAUCAUGCAGUUGCACCACAGCAAGCACCACGCCACGUACGUCAACAACCUCAACGUGACUGAGGAGAAGUAUCAAGAGGCGCUCGCAAAAGGAGACGUGACGGCACAGGUCGCCCUUCAGCCUGCUCUCAAGUUUAACGGCGGAGGUCACGUUAACCACACCAUUUUCUGGACCAACCUGUCUCCCAAUGGUGGUGGUGAGCCACAAGGGGAGCUCAUGGAGGCCAUCAAGCGAGAUUUUGGCUCAUUCCAGAGCAUGAAGGAGAGAAUGUCUGUUGCCACAGUGGCCGUUCAAGGCUCAGGCUGGGGCUGGCUGGGCUACGACAAGCAGAGCGGAAGACUCUCCAUUGCGGCUUGCGCCAACCAGGAUCCUCUGCAAGGGACCACAGGUCUCAUCCCUCUCCUGGGUAUCGACGUAUGGGAGCACGCCUACUAUCUUCAGUACAAAAAUGUCCGGCCAGACUACGUUAAGGCCAUCUGGAACGUCAUCAACUGGGAGAAUGUGAGCGAGCGUCUACAGUCUGCCAAGAAAUAGAUUGAUUCAUUCCUAUGCGAAUGUGAAAAUGUUAUUGCGGAUUUGUACAAUUUUUGCAUUAAGACCCUUGAGGCUCUUGAUCAUGGACACCCCGCACCUACUUUAAUUUCCGCUUCCUGUCUAAAAUGCGCACAAAAACUGACUUUUCACAUCAAGAGCUUAGCUGAAUCAUGGCGGCUGUACAUGCAAUGAUGUAAUCAUAACAUAAUUUGUCAUGGUAAAACCAGUACAUGAAAUGUUUUUUGAUGUAUAAUAAAAAGAUAUGAUAUGAA
Corythoichthys intestinalis (scribbled pipefish) is the source of this 1062-nucleotide messenger RNA. RefSeq names its product superoxide dismutase 2, mitochondrial (gene sod2). The transcript is spliced from 5 exons. Gene Ontology annotation, biological process: superoxide metabolic process. The record is from RefSeq and is a predicted model, not a curated record. The coding region runs from base 113 to 790 and encodes 225 amino acids. Gene Ontology annotation, cellular component: mitochondrion. NCBI's taxonomy places the organism in Eukaryota, Metazoa, Chordata, Actinopteri, Syngnathiformes, Syngnathidae. Gene Ontology annotation, molecular function: superoxide dismutase activity; metal ion binding.